Messenger RNA from Megalopta genalis, 3442 nucleotides. RefSeq names its product Protein phosphatase 4 regulatory subunit 2-related protein. Gene Ontology annotation, molecular function: protein phosphatase regulator activity. Lineage: Eukaryota; Metazoa; Arthropoda; Insecta; Hymenoptera; Halictidae. The record is from RefSeq and is a predicted model, not a curated record. Gene Ontology annotation, cellular component: protein phosphatase 4 complex; cytoplasm; nucleus.
GCGAUCUGCCAUGAGAUCAGUGCGCAUCAUUAUCACGAACAUUUUGAGACCCAUAACCCUUCAAUUAUCAUAUUUUAAUCGAAGUGAUAAUAAAGAAGAAAAUAAAGGUGCCUCGAAUCUCGGUUUUGACAUGUCAGAUAAUGAAAUACACAUGUACGCCGGAUAAUUCGAAUACGCCACUAUUUUCGAUCAGAAUAAGAUGAAAACAUUUCAGUAUUGCAUCUCUUCUUUUUUAUAUCGCAACUAGUAAAAAAUCCGAUAUUGUAUAUUCUUGCAUGACUAUAGUUAUUCCCACACUUUUCGAAACGACUGAUAAUGUCUAGUUUUUGGUGUACCGAUAAUGUCACGCAUGUUUUUCAUUGCGUUACCUUAAAAUACAACUUAUAAACAAUUGAAAUAGAAUUAUGCAAUUUUAAGACGUCAUAAAUCUAAAUCGGAACUAACAGAGGAAUAGAAUCGAAAUGAAACAGUGCCGGAUAAUCGGGCAUUCCAGACAAUAGGGUACCGAAUAAUUAGAACUUUACUAUAGAUAAAUAAUUAUAAAAUACAAAUUUAAUAUUGCAUGAUUUUCGCGGAAAAAGUGUCGACGAAAAUUCUUCGGCGAACGAAAGAAAGGCAGAGUGUGGGGGUAGCAGGCGGAGAACAUGGAAAAUUUGGAGGAGGUGUUGCAGGCGCUCGACGAGUUUCAGAAAAUGCGUCCGAGGGAGAUACCUCGGGAGUUGGAAGACUAUUUGUGUUGGGUUGCGAAAACCGGUGAUCCCGUUUACCAGUGGUCGCUGAUCAAAACAUUGUUUCGGGAGAAACUCACGCGCGUGAUGACCGACUUUUACGAGAGCUGUCCGACCCUGGAGCUUGCACCCUGCCCGAACGUCGAGCAUUUCAAUUAUGACACCAUGAAAAGCAAUCUUUUGGAGCGUUUAGAAUCCUUCGCGAACGCACCGUUUACUGUUCAACGAAUUUGCGAGCUUCUGACAACACCUCGCAAAGAAUACAACAGGGUCGACAAAUUUAUGCGAGCUAUAGAGAAGAAUAUCUUGGUUGUUUCCACUAGAGAGCCAGGAUCUAUUGCCAGGAGAAACGAGAAUGGUGAUGGUAUGGUAAAUGGAUCUGUGGAUGAGGAUACUUCUGGUACUCAACCGCCUCAGGAUGUAGAAAUGGAAUAUUGGGAAAAGGACUGUCCAUCGACCGUAACCAUUAAUGUAUACAGCGUUGAAAAUGAAGCACCUAUGUUACAAACCGUUGUACCGACUACUAAUGUUAUAAAAAAUGUAUUUGGUACGGAAGAAGUUUCUCAGGAGAAAACCGAGUCUAUAUCCAAAGCAGAUGUUACGACAACUAAUUUUGUACCCACCGUGUCAGAGUUUUCAGGUGUUUCAAAUUUAACGUCUCCGACACAGACUCAAGAGCCACAGAUAGGACCUACUAUACAAAAUUUGUCAUCCAUAGUUUCUGAAACCUCUGGAAUAUCAAAUGACAUUCCAGAAGGUAUAAUGAACGAGGAUACCAGUUCUCAACCUAGUUUAGAUUUGGAGAAUGAAGAAGGUGAUGUUACGGAGUCGACAAGGAAAUUACAGACAACUUUCCAGCCAAAAGAUUUUGGCUCUAGUGAAAAUAAAUCAUCCAAAUUUUAUUUAGACAGUUCCAAAGUAAACGAUAAAAUGAAGGUAGGGCCCAUACAAAUGCACGGACAAGAAGGCACAACUAAAACUAAUAAUGCAUUGAUUAAGUCUGACAUGGAGUCCAAAGAGCCAUUAAACAAUAAAGAGCCCAUUGGUCCAGUAGUUGAUAAUGUUUUACAUGCUUCCAAUAUGAAUUUCAAAGACACCAUAAAGUCUGGUACUGACACAGACAAUACAGAAGCAAUUGUAGAUGCACCUGAUACAAACACAAAAGAGAAAGAGACUCUAUCUUUGGAUAAUACUAAUACAGGGGAUAUGACUUCUGCAAGCAAUUCGAAUAAACUUAUCGGUAAUUUACAUUUGUCUACUGAUGAAGCAAUUUCAGUUGAGACUCCGUUUGUAAGAACACAAGAAGGCUCGUCUCUAGAUGUGGAGAACACAAAAGAUCAAAGUAGGAAAGUAGAAUUAAUUGAAGAGUUAAAACCUAUUGUGGAAGAUUCUUGUUCUAAAGACGAUACCACAGAAAAUUUCAGUGAUGGCCAGAGAGAAAACCAAGAGAAAGACACUUUGACUAUAACAGAAGCUAUAGAAGAUGAAUCCAGAGUAAUUAAAUCUAUAGUACCUGAACCAAUUCCUAUCAUAGAAGAACCAAAAGAUGCAGAAACAAUUGAUGUCAAAGAAGAAGAUUCUACUGCUAUUGUUGAACUCUUAGAAGAGCCUGUGGAUCAAAACUCUGCAGGUGCGUGUCAAUCAGAAUGUGAAGAGAAAAUGUCCAUUGAAAGCAGUGAUGUAAUAGAAUUGCAAGGUAAUAAUGUAGAUCCUAUCGCAUCUAAAGUAGAAGACAGUGACACAAUAAUGGAAAAUGUUACAAAUAAAAGGGAGCAAGAUACAACAGAAAUGAUGGAAGUAGAUGAUGAAGAAACAUCAUCAAUGUUUCAACAGGAUGAUGAACCAAUGGAACAAGAAACAGCUCAUUCAUUGCAAAGUUAAUAAUGUUUAAGAUGGUCUAAUUGCUCCUAAUGCUCGAUUUUGACUUUACCAGAACAACAUCAAACAUACAAGAUAAGAACAAACUUGUCUGUGUAAGAAAAUUCUCAUUAUAAUUGAAGUGUAAUUUGUAUGAACUCCAGAACAUGAUUCGACAUGUAAAUCACAUGAGAAAAUACUAUAAAAAAGUUGCAGAGUACGAUUAUGUAUUAUUUACUGCUUCAUUGACUCUUCUAAUUGCAAUUAAAAUCUGGUAAACUUUGGUAUUUACUUGUACAAAGACUUGUGCGUAUGAAUUUCUAAGCUCCUGUAGAAAGCAAAGAACUACCUAUUUCCAAGAUGUUAUACUAUUAAUGACCAGUUGUAGCUAUGAUUUGAGUUUCUGCUCAGGUCAGAUUGUAAAAAGUUUCAUCAUAAAUUUAUACAGAUAACGUUUCUAUUUAGGGUAUGGCUGUGCUUGUGACUGGAGCAUAAGAAAUUCUAAUGUGACUCCUAACAAAUGUGACAUGUGAUAGCUGUGUGAACAAAGAGCAUUUGAAAUAUGCAUUCUGGUGUUCUAAAGUACAUUUUAUCGAUAAAACAUCUAAUUUAUAUGUAUGAUCAUAGUUUGGAGCACGUUCCAAAUUCAAAUUUUCAGUGUUCAACUGGUAAUUGUUUUAUACAGAUAUUUUGAAAUUUUAUGGAACAAUUGGUGAAUGAAUUGAUAAUUAAAAAAAGAAUACGUCAAUUUUUAAAACUUCUUGACUCAAUAGGCACAGUUUUUCCCAGAGAUGACUGAAGAUUACAAAUGUUCCAAUUAUAAGUGUAAGCGAAAUUAAAGGACUGAUUUCAUUUUA